This is a messenger RNA of Punica granatum (pomegranate), 1209 nucleotides long. The record is from RefSeq and is a predicted model, not a curated record. NCBI's taxonomy places the organism in Eukaryota, Viridiplantae, Streptophyta, Magnoliopsida, Myrtales, Lythraceae.
AUGGUUGCUACAGCUGCUGCUUCCCCUUUCUUCCCACUACCUUCACCAAAUUACCCAGCCAAAGCUACCAAGCAUGGAAAUGGUAACUUGCAGGUUAAGGCAGACGCCCAGGCCCACCCGAAGAUCAAUGGAAGCUUUGUUGGCUCGAUGACAUGCCCCGAAACUGCAAAGGCUGAUGAUAGUACGCCUUCACCUCCCCCAAAGACCUCCUUAUAUGAUCGCUUGCCUGAUUGGAGUAUGCUCCUCGCUGCUAUUACAAGCAUCUUCAUGGCGGCAAGGAAGCAACAACUGAUGACGCUUGAUCAGAAACUGAGACGACCAGGCAUGUUUAUCGAUCCAUUCGGUCUAGGGGGGAUAGUGCAAGAUGGCCUUGUGUUCAGGCAGAAUUUUACUAUUAGGUCUUAUGAAAUAGGUGCGGAUCAGACAGCAUCCAUAGAGACGAUAAUGAAUCAGUUACAGGAGGCCGCCCUCAGUCAUUUUAUGACUGCCGGGCUUAUAUUUGAUGGUUUUGGUUCUACGCGGGAGAUGACCAAGAGAAACCUGAUUUGGGUUGUCACAAAGAUGCAAGUUUUGGUCGAUCGAUAUCCCACUUGGGGUGAUGUUGUUCAAGUAGACGCAUGGUUAUCUGCAUCUGGUAGGAACGGCAUGCGGAUUGAUUGGCUUGUAAGGGAUGUAAAAACCGAAGAAACUCGAACAAGGGCCUCUAGCGUGUGGGUGAUGAUGAAUAAAUUGACAAGAAAAUUAUCCAAAAUUCCCAAAGAGGUUCGAGGAGAAAUAGAACCUCAUCUUCUGAACUCCGCUCCUGUUGUGGAUGAGGACAGUAGGAAGCUGCCUAAGUUGGAUGCCAAAACUGCAGAUUAUGUCCUCUCAGGUUUAACUCCUAGGUGGAGUGAUUUAGAUGUGAACCAGCAUGUCAACAAUGUGAAGUACAUUGGCUGGAUUCUUGAGAGUACUCCUCAGACAAUUCUGGAGACUCAUGACCUCUUGGCAAUAACGCUGGAGUAUAGGAGGGAAUGUGGCAGGGACAGCGUGCGCCAGUCACUGACCAAGAUCUCUGGGGAUGGAGCGGAGAAGUCCCGCAAAGUUGAGUUCAAGCACUUGCUUCAACUAGAGACUGGGCACGAGAUUGUUCGGGCAAGGACCGAAUGGAAGCCCAAAGAGAGUAACAAUAACGGACAUCUUGGCGAGUUCUUCACAGAAUGCACUUGA